This is a messenger RNA of Racocetra fulgida, 206 nucleotides long. NCBI's taxonomy places the organism in Eukaryota, Fungi, Glomeromycota, Glomeromycetes, Diversisporales, Gigasporaceae. The record is from the annotation of a GenBank genome assembly.
GCAGAGAAAAAGAACAAGUUACACUUGAACAAGUUCUAGAUAAUGUAAAACCGCAUAAAGAGGAUGUUGAAAUUGUUCGAUUUAAUCCGUUAUCAGCUCUUGAUAUAGAUGAAGAAAUUGGUUCAGAAGAAGAGGAUGAAGAUAGAGAAAUUAAUGAAUCUACAAUAAAAGUGUUGCAUAAUAUCACCGAUAUUUGUACUAGAUAG